AUGGCAGAGGAUCCCCAAAUCCAAUCACCCCUGUCAGUGUGCAGUGAGAGCUGUCCUCCAGGUACCCGCAUGGCCAGAAAAAAGGGGCAGCCUUUUUGCUGUUUCAACUGUGUACCAUGUUCUGAGGGAAAGUUCAGCAAUGACACAGACUCCAUGGAGUGCACCAGCUGUCCUGAGGAUUUCUGGUCCAGCCCUCAGCGUGACCAUUGUGUUCUUAAGAAAACAGAGUUUCUCUCCUACCAUGAGCCUCUGGGUAUCUGCCUGACAACCACCUCAUUGUUGGGCACAUUUAUCUGUGCUGUUGUCCUGGGGAUCUUCACCUAUCAUCGCAGUACACCCAUGGUACGCGCCAACAAUUCAGAACUAAGUUUCUUGCUCUUGGUUUCACUUAAAUCAUGUUUCCUUUGUUCACUACUGUUUAUCGGCCAUCCCAGGCUGUGGACAUGCCAACUGAGACAUACAGCAUUCGGGAUCAGCUUUGUACUUUGUGUCUCAUGUAUCCUGGUGAAAACAAUGGUGGUUCUGGCUGUGUUCAAGUCCUCCAAGCCAGGAGGUGGAGCCAGUCUGAAGUGGUUUGGUGCUGUGCAGCAGAGAGAGACAGUCAUGGUUCUUACUUCUAUUCAGGCAGCAAUCUGCACUGCUUGGUUGUGUCUGCUCCCCAAAAUCCCCUGCUCACCAGCUCCCCAUAAAAAGACUCAAUACCAAAACGACAAGAUACUUUAUGAGUGUGCAGUCGGGUCCACCGUUGGUUUUGCAGUGUUACUGGGCUACAUUGGCUUACUGGCUAUCCUCAGCUUCCUGUUAGCAUUUCUGGCAAAUCUUCCAGACAACUUCAACGAUGCCAAACUCAUCACUUUCAGCAUGCUGAUUUGUGCUGUGUGGGUGGCUUUUGUUCCUGCUUAUAUAAACUCUCCAGGCAAAUAUGCAGAUGCAGUGAAAGUAUUUGCCAUUCUGGCCUCCAGUUUUGGUCUCUUGUUGGCACUGUUUGGACCCAAAUGUUAUAUAAUCCUGCUGAGACCAGAGAGGAACACAAAGAAAGCAAUCAUGGGGCGAGGUGAAUGUAUCAAAUAA
Messenger RNA from Anoplopoma fimbria (sablefish), 1071 nucleotides. Its product is annotated as vomeronasal type-2 receptor 26-like. Lineage: Eukaryota; Metazoa; Chordata; Actinopteri; Perciformes; Anoplopomatidae. The record is from RefSeq and is a predicted model, not a curated record. Gene Ontology annotation, molecular function: G protein-coupled receptor activity. Gene Ontology annotation, biological process: G protein-coupled receptor signaling pathway. Gene Ontology annotation, cellular component: membrane.